Molecule: messenger RNA, 2594 nt
Organism: Emiliania huxleyi CCMP1516
Lineage: Eukaryota; Haptophyta; Isochrysidales; Noelaerhabdaceae
Exons: 4
Source: RefSeq, a predicted model, not a curated record
GCAUGAUGAUCAGCCUGAUGGGCCUCGGCGUCUCUGCCUUCCUCAAUGCGCCACGCCUGCUCUCGCGGGCGCCCAGCCCUCGCAGCCGCGCCGCCAUGGUGACCCCGGAUGCCGAGGCGGCUGCAAAGGAGGCCUGGCUUUCGCGCGUCGGCGCUCCGGAAGCGGAGGAGGAGACCAAGCGUGCAGACGCUGUGCGCAAGUCCGAGGAGGUUACCAAGGCGCGGUGGCUCUCGCAGGUGAACGCUCCGGCGUGGGGCGAGACCGCCAUUGCCAUGGCCAAGGUUGCAAGAGAGGCGACCGAGUAUGCCGCGCUCACCGAGGCGUGCAAAGCCGACGAUGCCGAGGCGUGCAGGAUCCUGUCGCUCGAGGAGGGUGCGAAGCGGGAAUGGCUCGAGGGUCUCGACGCGCCCGCGUGGGGCGCUGCCGCGGCGGCGGUCGCCGCAGUGACGGAGGAGAAGGACGCCUUCGGCAUGCUCGACGCAAAGAGGUGGGCCGAGGCGGCGGCCGCGAUGACUCAGGUGGCAGAGCAGGCGGCGGAGCUGGCUGCGCUGCUGGAGCAGUGCGAUGCUGGCGACGCCGCGGCCUGCGACACGCUGUCUCGCGAAGAGGAGGCGAGGCGGUCUUGGUUCGAGAAGCAGGAGCCGCCGCCCCCCUCGGAGGCAAAGGUCGCUUCCACCACUGCUGGCCGACUGGCGCAAGCGGCGGGGCGGGCGGAGGCCAUGGCGGUGCCGCAGGCCUCUCCUCCCCCGGCAGCGACGGUCGCGUCGGCGCCAGUGGUGCCAUGCACGUACUGCGGGGGCACUGGCCGUAUCCCGUGCGGGCGCUGCUUCGGCCACAAGCUGCUCGAGUUCCGGGACGAGGCGGCGGGCCUGCGCGUCGAGGAGUGCGCGACGUGCCAGAGCACGGGCAGCGUCGUCUGCAUCAACUGCCAGGGCUCCGGCACGCAGGUGCCGGAGGAGUUUUACGGGGAGGCCCUCGACCAAAUCCCCGCGAUGCCCUUCUCGGCCCCAGCCCCCACGAUGGCCCCCGCGCCGGCGCCGAUCUUCCCGGCGAUGCAAGGGCUCCCGUUGCGCGGGGUCCCCGCUGCAGCCGGCGUGAGCCUGAUCGUGGCGGGCGCCCUCACUGCAGCCCUCCUACCUUCGGGGCUCUCGACGCCACUCUCGGACAUCCCGGCGCAGCUCUCCGUGCGCAGCGGGUCCGUGGCGGACCGAGUGGAGCCAAAGGCGGUGGUGGAGGCAGUGGCGGGGACGGCGGCAAAGGCGGCCGGUGAGGCCAAGGCGGUGGCGGAGGCAGCGGCGCCGGUGGCGGCGAAUGCGGCGGCGAGGGCGAAGGCGGCAGCGGCGGCGAUGGCGGCGAUGGCGACAGGCAACGUGGCCAGGACGCCGAGGCAGACUGACGUUGUGGGAGCGACGGGGCCCAAGGCGACGGCGGCAGCGACAGGGGCGUCGACCGACAAUCUGCAGCGGAUGCUCGUGACCGUGCCGGCCGGCGUUCGGGCGGGGCAGGCCCUGCCCGUGCAGACGCCCGCAGGGCUGAUGCAGGUGACGGUGCCAAAGGGCGUCGCCGCGGGGAUGCAGUUUGAGAUGCUGGUGCCGGUCGAGCCGAAGGAUGAGGCUGCCGGGCGAGAGACCGAGGCGCAACGCCGCGCUCGUGACGCCGCCCAGGCGCGGGAGCGCGCGGAGGCCGCGGCGGCAACGCGCGAGGCGGAGGCGGCGGCGGCGGCGCAGAAGGCGGAGGCGGCGGCGGCGGCGCAGAAGGUGGAGGCGGCGGCGGCGGCGCAGAAGGCGGAGGCGGCGGCGGCGGCGCAAAAGGCGGAGGCGGUGGCGGCGGCGCAGAAGGCGGAGGCGGUGGCGGCGGCGCAGAAGGCGGAGGCGGCGGCGGCCGCGCAGAAGGCGGAGGCGGCGGCGGCUCAAAAGGCGGCGGCUGCUGAGGCGGCGCACGCUCAAGAGGCAGAGGCCGCAGGAGGCGGAGGCGGAGUGCGGGAGGCGGAGGCCGUGGCGGCGGCGCAGCGUGCGGACGCCGCCAAGGCGGCAGAAACGACAGCGUCGGCGGCCGAGCCAGACGCGGCGAUCGCGGAGGCUCGGGCAAAGAUUGCCGCGCAGCAAGCAGAGUACGACGCCAUCUUCAACCGGAAUUCCAUCGCGGCGGCGGCGGAGGCCGCGGCGGAGAAGGAGGCCGAGGAGGCCAAGCUCGCCGAAGCCAAGUUGGCCGAGGCGCAGGCGAAGAAGAUGGCGGAGGCCAAGCUGGCGGAGGAGGAGGCAAGGGCGGCAGCAGAGGCGGCGGCGGAGGAGGCGAGGGCAGCUGCCGAGGCGGCGAAGGCGGAGUCGGAAGCGUCGUCCGCGGAGGCAGCGCAGCAGCUGGCGGCGGAGGCGGCGGCCGCGGCGCAGAAGGAGGCGGCGCAGGCGGCGGCGGCGAAGAAGAUGGCGACAGCGGCGGAGGCCAGGGCCGCAGAGGAAAAGGCCCAGGCCAGAGCGGAGGCAGCCAAGGCAGCGGAGGAGAAGGCGGCGGCAGCUUCUGCGGCAUGGGAGCAGGAUGCGGCGCGAGACUCCACCCCCGCGAACGCCGCCGCCGGUGACGUUGCGGCUCCGCAGUAG